AUGCUCCAGAAUUAUGUGAACAACGAUUCCAUCGUGGUGAUAGAAAGUACGGUCGCGGUUGGGAUGACGAGGGAGUUCCUUGGACCGCUGGCUGCGUCGCGCGGUAUCCUUGCCGGAAUGUCACCAGAGAGGAUUGACCCUGGCCGAGUUGAACCUCCCCCUAGAUCAAUUCCCAAAGUCGUCUCUGGACUUGACGACAUCGUUCCAGGCUCGCUGAAUGCUAUCACACGAUUGUACGAGACAGUGUUCGACACCGUCAUACCAGUCAGCAAACCCGAGGUCGCAGAAAUGUCAAAGCUGUACGAGAACUGUCAAAGGACCAUAGCCAUCGCCUACGCGAACGAGAUGGCAGACGCCUGCCAGGCUUUGGAAAUCGAUCCUUUCGAGGUGGCACACACCGCCGCAAGCAAGCCCUUUGGAUAUCUACCUAUGUAUCCCUCAUUAGGCAUUGGCGGUCAUUGUAUACCCAUAAAUCCGAUUUACUUCAUGUCAACUUGCAAUCUUCCACUCCUCCAGCAAGCUCAUGAACGGACCAUGUCACGUCCUUCGCGCAUCGCCAGCCAGCUUCUUAUCUCGUUACUGGAAGACACCCAGCGCAAGCACGGUGCGACACAUCGACCCAGUCUUCUCGUAGUCGGAGUCGGAUUUAAGUCUGGACAGUCGGAUCUAUCCAAUUCGCCCGGAUUGCAAUUACUCAAUUACAUGCGCCAGUCUGGCGAAGUGGACCUGAUGUUCUGCGAUCCCUUGGUAAACCAGGAGGACAUACCCGAGGUGCCGAAACUGGAAGAAAGCUCAUGGAAACCGGACGUGUUGAGGACAUUUGACGCGAUUGUCGUAGCUGCGAAACAACCCGGCCUUGAUUACAAUGUUCUAGAUACCCUGUCAGAUGUCAGUCAGCCGGAUAUUCAGUCCACCAUGAGUAAUGCACUGGGUGCUUUCCACCCACUUUACUACUAUCCGCUGGGCAACGGUUACCACAUGUCUGAUUCGAAUCAUCUUGGCGUUCCGAUAUGCCUCGAAGAGUUCGGACUAGCAUGUGAUGGCUCUAAAUGGCCACCGGGAUUUAACACGUCAGCUACUCCAAGGCCAAGGCUUGGAGAUGUUCCGUAUGGGAAGAAGUUCAGAAGUUGCACAGUAGAGGAUACACUUGCGCUUACGUACGACGAUGGCCCUUCACAAUGGACUCCUGAUUUGCUUGACAUACUGAAGGAGCAUGAUGCCAAGGCAACCUUUUUCGUCUCAGGCGUCAAGCUGUAUGACGACUUGGUCAAUCAUCGCAGCGAAAAGACCCCUGCAAUUAUAAGAAGAAUGUACAAUGAAGGACACCAGAUUGCGGGACAUACUUGGUCUCACCCAGACAUGGACCAGCUGGAUUCACAGCAGCGGAGACAUGAGCUGAUAAAAGGAGAGAUCGGGUUCGUCGACAUCUUGGGAUUUUUCCCGACGUACAUGCGUCCACCAUACAACAUUUGCGGGGCCGAAUGCCAGACCGACGUCGGAGAGCUCGGAUAUCAUGUGACUUCGAAUGAUAUUGAGGGCCGAGAUUGGGCAGGUAACUUUACCUUCUCCGAAGAACAUUUUAUGGCAAAAAUUACGAGUAAGGGUAACCGUCAGGGAGUCCGCGCCUGGAUGGGCUUAGCGCAUGAUACUCACCAUCAAUCCGUGCAUCGCUGGACGCCAUUCAUGAUUAAAAACGCGAAGGAGCGUGGGUUCAAGCUGGUAACAGCGGGCGAGUGCUUGAACGACCCAGAAGAGAAUUGGUAUCGGGAUCCUUUGACGGGUGAAGCGGUUCGUGAUCUGCCUCCCAAAGUGAGCACAUACCUACAAAAGAAGGCCGGCAAAGCGAACAAAACCCGUGCGCGAACCGACUCAGCCCCGCCCGUGACCAACCCAGGGCCCCUCACACCUACCGAUGAAGCCUACGAUAUCUCGAGGCUCGAGGCACGGAUUCUCAGGGCCCUAGAGAAGCUCACGCAUGAUCUUAGUCAGCUGCGCAGUGGAGGAAAGAUGAAUCCGGAUAUCGUGGAGAGCUUGAAGGUGCAACUAGGCACGGCAGGACACGGCAAAGAGAGUGUGAGACUGGGAGAUAUCGCACAAGUCGUCCCGAGAGGGAGAGUGCUGAACGUCAUUUGCGGAGAAGAAGCGCACAUCAAGCCUAUCAGCACCGCCAUCGCAGCUUCACCGCACUCGCUCACGCCCCUUACACCCGAGUCCGCCAACCCUCUCACGAUCCAAGUCCCGCUACCACCUCCAACAGGGGAAUCACGUCGCAUGGCCGUGACGGAAGCCGUCAAAGCCUCGGAGCGCGCAGACAAAGACAUUCAAAAGGAGCGACAGGACCACAACAAGAGGUUGAGGAAAUUUGAGCUCAACCGCGAAGUGCUGCCAGAUGAUCUUCAAAAGGCGAAGAAGAAGAUGGAAGAGGUGGUGAAGAACGGACACGAAGAGGUUAAGCGCAUCAGUGACGGCGCGAAGAGGGUGCUUGAGACUAUGGCGACUGCCGUAAAGCCAGAAGACACCGGUACGGUCCAGCUUGACAAAGCCGACGAGAGGAAGGGUCCUACGAUCACAACGAAAUACUUGCCAUCAACUGAAGACGUCGAGAUCACCCGUCUGCCUACGGAAGAUGAUCUUCAGCUGCUAACCAGCAGUGGACCAAAAUCGACGUUUCAUGUCUACGACAAGCACGGGUGUCACAAGUGUAUCUCACCAAUCCUUGACCCUGUGCUAGAACAGCGUUCUGGUCCUACCGUUAAGCAGCAGAAAGCGAAACAUAAGGAGCGGAAGGAACGUCAAGACGCCGGUCUUCCUCGUGUCGAACCAGACAACAAUGCCUUCUUCCUACACCGACCGUAUCUUGCCUUCCAUGUGCCGCCCCGUGUUCUUUACAUGGGCAACAGCAAGCGCAUGACACAACCUGCUGUUCUAAUACACGAGGGCUGUUGGUGGAAGGAGUAUAAGCUUCAGCUACUCCCAUCUAUACCCGACAUAAUCGACCCACGUGGGGUAGUUGGAUGGCGACACAAUGGAGGUGGCAAGAAAGCGCUCAAGCUUGACGAUCACAAUUUCAAAGGCUAUAAAGUCCGAACAUGGAGACUGUGGGGUGAGACGGGUAAAGACUACGUACACUCUGUAAAAGCCAUACGCCAAACUGGCGACGGUACGGAUCCUGAUGUGGCUAAAGACUCCAGCGUCAAGUCGGGAGAGCCUGCGUUGGCCAACGAGGUAGUGUACCUGCGGUGGACCAAUCCUCUAUCCCGUCACACAAGAUGCUACCAAUUCCACUAUGCAGGUAUCGACUUCUUCUGGAAAGGAACAGGUUCUGUCCAGGAAUCUCGAACCUGUGGGCUCAUGUUGCGUUUCAAUCACUUGAAGCUAGUAGCCAAGUUACCAGUCCUCGAAGAGAAGGGAGAAACACAAGUCGAGGUAUGUUUAGGAACGUACACGUCAUCCAUUGCAGCUAGGAAAAAUGGUACUCUAGAGUUCUUUGACACCGCUAUCUUGCGGUUGGUUGACGAAUUCGCGCCAUCCAUCCUAGCUCGGCCAGAAGAAGAACGUGAAGAGGAAGAUGCAGUGAGGAUUUCUCGGAUGAAGAGAAGCACGCUUUAUCAAGUAUUCGUCGCUACUGCCAUGUGCAUGAUCAAGAGCGAAAAGGAAAAGAGACACACUUUGCUGGAUCUGAUACUUGCCGGUAUUACUGAGGGUGGUGGUGCGGAUGACGGAAAACAUGAGGAAGAAGGCACCAGGGAAAGAGUGAAGGAGUCAGGAGUAGAAGCUGAGAAGGAGGAAGGCGCGUUCACGCGACGAAUGCGUAAUAUGAGCGAAGAAGCGUUGGAAUCUGGAGGCCAUGGCGCUAUCAAGGCUGUCGAGGAGGCAGGAUUUAGUGCAGACCUCAAGGCACAACUCGAACAGCGCAUCGCAUCCGCAAACCUCAGAUCUUCCGAAGCAGAGCUGCCCGACUACGCCUCUCGCCACACGCGCGACCUUGCCACAACCGAAGCGUGGACUGGCACCGAGUCUCUCCACGAUGCUAGCCUGCGCAUGCUGAACGAUGCCCAUAAGCCGUUGCGACUAGGGAGACCACCGAAAAUGCCCGGCGUGCCGAUACCGCAGUCGAUUGAUACCGGACAUGGUCGGAGCAAAGAGGGUCGUGGCUUGCGAUUAGCCAAUGCACGCGACAGGAGUACCGUAUAUGCGACAAUCAAAGACGACGAAAACAUGGAAGCUUUCGACCGGGAGAAGCGCCUGCAGGAGCUCAAAGAUCGCUUCGAACCGCAUGCGCGUGCCAUCGUUCCUGGGUCCAUCCAAGGACUUGCCUCUCUUGCGAACAAAAGGAUCGAAGAUGCAAUUGCUCGUGGCCAGUUCAAGAACAUAGCUCGUGGAAAGACGGCAAACGUGGAGCGAGACUACAAUGCAUCGAGCCCUUUCAUCGAUACGACCGAGUACUUCAUGAACAAGAUUAUACAAAAGCAGGAAAUUGUGCCGCCGUGGAUCGAGAAGCAACAAGAGCUCACAUCGACAGCAAGCAAGUUCAGGAGUCGUUUACGGGCGGACUGGAAGAGACAUGCUGCGCGUGUGAUAGCCAGUAAGGGCGGAUCACUGCUGGACCAAAUCAAAAGAGCAGAAGCGUUUGCCAAGGCAGAGCUCAUUGCGAAUCCUCUGAAAAGGAAACAAGAGACGCUUACCACUGUGGACGAUGAUGGGAAUAUGUCACAGAUUACGUUAUCGGGAGGGCUGAAGGUGAAUCCAGCAGGCGAAGGGUCGAACGGAGAGCCCGUGGUCACGGAAGAGGUUGUAGCGAAGAUGGUCACCCUCGAUGCGUCGCCAGAAGCUGUAGCGCAGGACCCAGGAGCAGCCACUGUAGCAGAUACGACUACGCAAACCAUGGAAGUGCCUGUCCCCACGCCUGAGCCGGAAGUGCCACCUGCACCUUAUCCCUUCCGUGACCCUGAUUGGGAACGCAUUGAAGGUAGCUACUGGACGGUCGCUAUCAAAGACCUCAACGACAAGGCGCGCAGCUACAAUCUCCUAGCACCUGAGCUAGCGAAAAGACCUUACUUCAAUCUGCAACGCGAGCUGAACUCCUGCUUCGCCGAUGUCGCGCCUCAGCUUGCCGGGGCCAUCCUCGAGCGUGCGCGGAAACCACCUAAAAAAGUAGAUAGCUGGCAGAGCUCAAGUCAGAAGAGCGUGCUGGACAACAUCAUUGGAGGACCAGUUCGCGUGCGAGACGAACGUCGCGAGAAACAAUACGGAUUCAGGCAGUUUUGGAAAGAUCUCUGGGCCGACAAGUCAAGCAAUCCGUAUUGA
Molecule: messenger RNA, 5307 nt
Organism: Alternaria burnsii
Lineage: Eukaryota; Fungi; Ascomycota; Dothideomycetes; Pleosporales; Pleosporaceae
Exons: 10
Coding region: 1-5307 (1768 amino acids)
Biological process (GO): polysaccharide biosynthetic process
Molecular function (GO): oxidoreductase activity, acting on the CH-CH group of donors, NAD or NADP as acceptor; NAD binding; hydrolase activity, acting on carbon-nitrogen (but not peptide) bonds
Source: RefSeq, a predicted model, not a curated record